Rotaria sordida is the source of this 4923-nucleotide messenger RNA. Lineage: Eukaryota; Metazoa; Rotifera; Eurotatoria; Philodinida; Philodinidae. The record is from the annotation of a GenBank genome assembly.
AUGAUUACCAUCGAUAAUCAACAUGUGUAUGAUGAACAAGAACAGACAUUACAACGACAAAAUAUUGAAUUACAUGAUCGUGUAAAACGAUUUGAGUGGCAAUUAGAAGUAUUAAAACAAGAUCAACCAAAAGAUCAUGAUAAAGAAUUAAUUAAACGAGCUUUAGCUAAACAAGCAAGUAAAGAUGCUGUUGAAUAUCAAAAAUUAUUAAAACACAAAAAUCAAGAAAUUGAACAAUUAAAUAUUCGACUUGAACAAUUAUCCAAAUCCAAUCUUUUUGAAUCAGCUCUACGUCAGGCAAAUAUAGAAAAAUUAUAUCUUGAACGACGUCUUUUAGCUUCAACAAUAACGUCAUCAUCAUCGUCAUCAUCAUCAUCAUCAUUAUUAUCGUUGAACUCGAGAACAAAUGGACGCCCUUCGACUGCUCAUAAUUCUUCAAAUAUUAAUGAACCACAACCUUAUAUAACACCAACAAGUACACGUUCAAGAACCGAUUCUUCCACAACACAUUCUAUUGAUCCCUUUCAUUAUCAAGCAUUACAAGAUACAAAUGAAGCACUAAAAAGUGAAGUACAUCGUCUAGCACGCUCUGAUGAAGAUAAUACUGAAAAGCUCAAAUUACAGCUUCAAAAAUAUGCUGAAUUUGAGGAAGCAUAUAAACAACUUCAAGAUAAAUAUACACAUCUAAUUGAUGUUGAAGAACAUUUUAAUGAAUUACAAACAAUAUAUAAAAAUGAAAAAUUAUCAAAUGAAUAUUGUUUACGGGAAAAUGAACAAUUAAAAAAUCAAAAUGAACAUUUACUAAAUGAAUUAGCACGUCUAACACAAGUUGAAACACGUGAUCGUACACGGUCAAUUGAACAAACUGAUUUACGUCGUCAAUGUGAUGAUUUAUUAAUACAAUAUAAUGAAUUAAAAUUAAAUUAUAAUGAAUUAAAAGAAAAAUAUCAAGAAAAUCAAAUUAGUUAUGAAAAUGAUAUAAAACAUCUUAAUGAUGAAAAUUUAAAAUUUCGUUUAGAAAAUGAACAAUUACAUGCUGCUAAUGAUUUAUUACGUGAUGAAAGAAAUCAAAUGAAAGAAUCACAUGAAACAAUAUUAAAAAAACGUUUAGAUGAAAUAAAAUAUCUUCAAAUUGAAAAUCGUGAUUUACAAAUAAUAAGACAAAAAUAUAAUGAAGAACGAGAAACAUUUCAAGCAAUUGAUUUAAGAAAAACACAAUUAGAAAAUGAUCUUUUAACAAUGAAUGCUGUCGAAGAUCGUUGUCAAGACUUACAAACAACUGUUGAACGAUUGGAAUCAGAAGUUCAAUAUAGUCAAAAAAAAUUGGACGAUCAUGCAAUGGCACUAACAAAUCUGAAUAAGGAAAAUGCUCGCCUUAUCAAAGAGCUCGAGAGUGCUUCAAUGCUAAACACGCAAAUGCGCGCUGAAAUUAGCAAUGCAACAAAUACUAAUGAACGGUUAACACAAGACUGUGAUCGAUAUCGAACAAAUUUGCUAACAAAAUCUGAUGAAUAUGAUAUAAAACGACGUGAAAAUGAACAAUAUAUUAAUAAAGUUCAUGAAUUAGAAUCAAUUAUUAAAUCUCUUCGUGAUACAAGUGAUUUACAUAAACAACUAAAUGUUGAAAAUGAAGUUAAUAAAUUAGAAUUAAAAAGAAAACAAGAUGAUUUUGAACAAUUUCAAAAAAUGCAUGAUACAACAAAACAAGAAAAUCAAGAAACAAUUCAUUUACUUGAAGAAAAAAUUCAUGAUCUUGAACGUAAAACUGAAUUACAAUCAUUAAAACAUGAAGAAAUUCUUCUAGAAUUUGAAUCAUUAAAAGCACGACGUGAUCGAAUAUUACCAUCAUCAACUGGUACAAUACUUUCAAAUAAUCAUCCAAAUAUAUUUCCAUUAAUACAUCAUUGGCCAAUGCCAACAAUGGUUGAUUCUCAAACAUCACCAACUGAUGAUAAUAUUCCUCCACUACCAUCACCAUCAAUUCAACAACGACCAUUAUUAAAAUCAACUGGUAGUCAAUCUAUAACAGCUAAUGAAAAUCAAGAAAUAAAAAUAAAAUCUCUUCCAAAUAAUCAAACAGCUCAAAUAGUUGUAGCAAAAUAUUCUUAUGAACCAUUACAAUGUUCCCCAAAUGAUCAUCCAGAAGUUGAAUUACCAUUAAAUGUUGGAGAAUAUUAUCUUAUUUAUGGUGAUGUUGAUGAAGAUGGAUUUUAUGAUGGAAGAAAUUUAGAAGGUCGUUAUGGUUUAAUACCAUCAAAUUUUAUUGAAAAAAUAACAAAUUCAAAUGAUUUACCUGAAACAGUUCGACAUAUAAUUCAACGAUUAACUGGAAAAAUAUUUUCCGAAGAAACAAUGACAUCUCAUUGUGAACAAACUCCAAGUAUUGAUUCUGAUGUAUUUCCUUCAAAUACAUUAAUCAAUACUCCAACAACAUAUCGAAAACAAAUAACACCAAUACAAAAUGGAAAUCCAUUAGAUAUUUCAACAACAACUAAUAGUCUUACAUUUGGUAAACAUGUUCCUUAUCCAACAAAUCUUCGUGUUGAAAAAUAUUUAACAAAUAGUAUAUUAAUUGCAUGGAAUUCUCCAUCAACAACAAUACAAAUUCUUGGUUAUCAAGUAUUACUUGAUCAUUCAUUAUAUACAACAAUACGUGCUAAUGAACGUACACGUGCAUUAAUUGAAAAUAUAAAUUUAAAUGAAAAAUUUCAUCGUAUAAGUAUACGUACAAUAAGUCAACAUGGUUUAUCACGUGAUCAAGAAUGUACUUUAUUAUUAACAAUGUCCGGUACAAAUGGAAAUUUAAAUGAUUUAUCAUAUGCCCCAAGUGAUUUACGUGUUGAUAGAAUAAAUCAAACAUCAGCUGUUGUUUCAUGGUGGCCAGCAUCAAAUGAUAUUGUACAUAAAUUAUUUGUUAAUGAUAUUGAAGUUCAAACACUUAAAGCUGGUGUUUAUCGUUUUAAAUUAUCUGGUUUAUUACCAAAUACAAUACAUAAAGUAACAAUUAAAGCUAAACCAAAUAAUAUAAUAAAUACACAACAAUCAUUAGCAACUUCAAUUGAAUUUUGUACAACAUCAUUUGAUGAAUCAAUUGAACCACCUAAACGUGUACAAGCUAUAGCUGGUCCACAAUCGAAUACUUUACUUGUAUCAUGGGAACAACCAUUAUCGACAACAACAACAGCUCGUGGUUAUCGAGUUCUUGUUGAUGGACGACAAAUACAAGAUAUAAUUAAUCCAUUAAAUGAUCAUACUGUUAUUAAUAUGAAUUCAUUACAUCAAGGAAGAUUUUUAACAGUUCGUACAUUAACAGAAAAUGAUGGUGAAUCACAUGAUUCAAUUCCAAUAGAUCUUGAUGAAAUAUUAAAAAAAUUGGAUGUGGAUAUUCCAUCGAUAACAGUACCUGUUCUUUUAGAAGAAACAUUUGAUAAAGAAUCUAUACCACUUACUGCAUCAUCUUCAUUAACAUUAAGAACAACAUCAGAUGAUGAACUAACAAAUGCUGAACAACAACAACUAUUUCCAACUCCGCCUGCUAUUAUAGAAACUCCACAAAAGUCAUCUACUCGUUCACAAGAAAUAUCUUCACCAUCUACAACUUCAAUAUCGUCAGUAAAACAAUCUUCUACAAAUAUUUCACAAGCACCACCAAAUAUUCUUCCACCAUCACCAAUAAAAUCUACAACAACUAGUCCUGAUAAAAUCCGUCCAAUAACAAAAACUUCAACACGACCAAUUGGAAUACCACCAAUACAAUCUCCAUUAAAAUCUUCAUCAACAACAUCAUCAGUUAAUACUGAUGUACCACAAAUUGAAAUUAAUUCUCCAAGUCCAAAUAGUUCUGGAAUAGCAACAACAACAACAACAACAACAAACGCAAUAGCGAAAUCAAAACUUGAUAAUCGUGAUCAUUAUGAACAACCACCACAACGUUUUGGUUAUGAUGCUUAUAUAAAACAAUCUGAUGAUUCAACAUCACAUAUUAAAUCUAGUAAUACGCAAAGAAAAACAUCAAAAGCAUCAACAACUAUGUCACCAAUUAAACAACGUGAUCAUUCAGAUUCAAGACGAACAACAACAGCUACACCAAUGAAUGGUAAUUUAAAUAUGAAUAAAACAAAAAUCUCAUCACCACGUCAUGCAUCAACAUCAUCCGAAGAACAGCAUGUUGCACCGCCAACACCAAUGAAAACUGUUAAAUUAAAAGAACAAAUUCCAACACAACCACUUUCAUCAGUCAAUAGUCAUUUAUAUAAUAAAACAAAUAAUCCACCACGUUUAUUUAUUGCUUUAUUUGAUUAUGAUCCAAAUGCUAUGUCACCUAAUAAAGAUAAUGAAGAAGAACUACCAUUUAAAGAAGGACAAUUAAUUCGAAUUUAUGGUGAUCAAGAUGCUGAUGGUUUUUAUGUAGGUCAAACAGAAAAUGGUCGUACUGGUUAUGUUCCAAGUAACAUGGUAUCAGAAAUUCAACUUGAUGAUGCUGAAAUUGAGGCACAUUUGCUUGCGGGCACAAUAAAUCUAGAAAAUCCCAAUCGCGUGCCACCAACAACAACAGCAACAACGACAACAAAACGAAUAUUAUCUGGAACAAAUUCAUCAAAUAUUAAAUCAUCGGCACAAUCAGUCAAAAAAAUGGUUGCUAUGUUUGAUUAUAAUCCACGUGAGAAUUCUCCAAAUAUUAAUCCUGAUGAAGAAUUAUCAUUUCGUACGGGUGAUAUUAUUUAUGUACAAGGAAAUGUACAUGAUGAUGGAUUUUAUUUUGGUGAAUUAGAAAAUGGAACAAAAGGUCUUGUACCAUCAAAUUUUCUUAAAGAAGUAUCAUUAAUAAAUACAGAUGAAAAUAUUAUUCAACAAGAUAAUGAACAAAUGAUUACAAAUGAAAAUAAAAAAACAUCUUAUCGUCGCGGUCCUCAUCAAGUAUAA